CGGACACCGAAGGACAGCUCGAAGUUCCACGCGCUAGCAGCUGACGCAGCCGUGAGUGUGCAGAUCCAUCGCAGAUCCCGCCCCUCCCGCAAUGCUUUUGUACGUGGCCAUCUGCUUCCUCCUCGCCCUGGCGGCUCUGCUGCACAGCGCUGCCGCCCAGGGGGAGUGCGAGACGCACCGCGUGUGCCACUGGUCGGCAGCAGACAAGAAGUGCAGAAUAGGCGACUCCAUGUUCCUCCACCUCUUUGGUACGUAAGGAGAACAACACAACCACACCACACGUCCUGACAGGCAGACAAAGAUAGACAACCAGUGCAAUGCGGCUGCUGUGUGUGUCUGUGUGUUGCAAUGCAGGUGGUGGCGCGGCGGAGCAGGAGAGCGAGGGCGAGGACACGAAAGAGCUGCUGGAGGUGUCGCGCGAGAUGGCCAUCAAGUGCGAGGCGACCGAGACGGAGGACGCCUGCACGGGGCUGUGUCGGUGGGAUCCCGACAGCAAGGAGUGUCUCUUGUGGGAGGAAAUCGUGAUCGCAGCGCUGUCGCACGACGCCAUGAAGUCGGAGGGAUGCGGGCCGCUGGGGGAGGUCCAGAAACGCAAGUGGAAAUGCCGGGUGGGUGGGACGGGGUGGGGAAGAGGCAGCACAGCACAGGGGGGCACGGUACAAUUGGCAGGCAGGCACACAUGGCUGGAUCGGAUCCUGUGUGUGUGUGUGCAUUGCAUUUGUGCCCGCCCCCCACGCACCCACAGGUGCUGGAGGGCGAUGCGUGUGACAAGAACCCAGACUGCAUCUGGGGGUACCCAAACCCGGUGAGUCAGUGAGUGAGAGAUCAACACACCCACGACAAACAAACAGACACACAGACAAAAAAACACACGGACACACAGAAACACAGACACGGCGGUCAUCUCCCUCCCUUGUUUGUUUGAUCAGAGCAAGCCUCAGGAGGGCCAGUGCGGCUUCAACGACCCCCUGCUUCAGGCCGGUAAGUAAGGGGUGUAUAUGAGUACAGACCACACACACACACACACAUCCGCCUCUCUCUCCUUCCGGCCGGUCGGUCUGUGUGUGCAGAGCAGGAGGGCAUGAUGAGUGUGCAGCCGCCCAUCGACUUCUCCAAGUGUCAGCGCCACCUCGACCCUGACACAUGCGACGGCGCCGAGGGCUGCGUCUGGUACCAGGACUCGCUCAGCGUCGGGUGUGACGUCACCGUCGAGGAGUUCUGGAGCAUGCAGUUCCCUGACGAGAAAUGCGAGUACAGGCGCUACCUCGACGCCAUCAAGUGCACCGAACUCUGGGACGCCGACUCGUGCGCCGAGCACAAGGACAUCGGCUGCGUCUGGCGGCCGUCAGACGGCAUGUGCGAGAUCACCGCCCUCACCUUGCUCAAGACCGUCAUUGACGACCACGACGCGCCUGCCGGUGCUGAGAGUGAGGGCGGCGACUACCGGAAGGAGCUGGUGGCCAAGGGCGAGAAGAUCGAGAAGAUCUGUGGCGAGAAGGAGGACAUGGAGGCGUGUGAGAACACGUGCAGUGAGGACGUCGAUGUGGGCGAGGUGGGCGGCAGUAGGUAGGUAGAGGUAGGUAGGAAGCCGCCUGCCUGAGUGGCUAAUUCAGGUGAUGGAUGGGUUGAGUUAGGCUGGGUUGUUGUGUUGCGUGUGGGGUGUUUGUUCUUUCUUCCUCCCCCUGAUUGAUUGAUGUGUGUGCCUUUGUGUUUUCAUCUUCAUUAUCCCUCAUGCAUCCAGUCCAUCGGUUAACUAACCGAACCGCGUUGGAGCCGAGCCGAUUUGGCUCGUUGCCGCGGAGAGCUAGCCUACCAUCCAUGGUGUUGCGUGCCUGCCUGCCUGCAUGGGGGCUGUGCGUGUGUGUGGACAGAUCGCACCUUAAGGCACGCCCCGCCCGCUGUGCGUAUCAGGAAGACACGCCUUUUCUUGGUCUGUGUUCAUGCCCUUUGCCCUCUGUUGGCUUCCCUGCAGGCGGGGUCACUGCUGGCUGUCGCCGGGCAGUGGCCUUCCCUGACGGGGAGCUACAUGAGGGAGAGGGGCAGACACAACCACGGGGCAUGGGAAGGUAUACCACGUGUGUUCCUCACUUUUAUUGGUUUCUCUCUCUUGCUUGACGUACAUGAUCGCAGUCGAGACGACUUCCUACCUGCCUCUCUCUCUCUCUCUCUCUCUGCCCCCUCCUUGGCUGGCGCUGAGAGGGCCUUUCUCUGGCCCUCACAGUGACCUUUCUGCGCAGCAGCAUGACAUGACAUGACAUGACAUAUAUGCCUACAGUACCUCCUUCAGUAUCGAGAUGUCUCGUGCACGCGUGGGCGGACACAUGCUCACACACUGACAUGGUGUGUGUGCCUUGGCGUGUCUCGUCCUUGCUCCUGUCUUCUCAUUCUCACUCUCUCUCUCAGUUCUUGGUUCAUUCCCUUCCGUGGUGUCUGUCUGUGGGUUUUUGCCAAUUUAAUGCUCGCGGGAGAGAGGGUGGUGAUGGACCGAGAGAGUGGAUGGGUGUGUCGGUCGCUGUCUUGCUUGGCUUGGCUUGGCUUACUGACGACGUAUUUGUACGCGCAUGCCUUAAGACGCCUGUCUGCCUGUCUGCCUGUGUGCCUGUCUGCCUGGAUGGAUGGAUGGAUGGCGCUAAUGGGCGCCAGCCGCCUUGAUCAAGCCUAGCCGUCGGCGUUUUCUUAUAAGAUGGAUGCGUUUUUAUCCCACGCAUGAUGACCAGCCAGCCAUGCAUCACCCACCCACCAUACAAGCCAUGCAGCAUGACAUGGCCAGCAGCCAACGACGGAUGUCACUCACUGCGUGCUAUGCUGCUGAUGUGGUGUGCUUGUGCUGUUGGGCGGGUACCGACCGACCAUCCCUUUUGUUGUAGCUAACCCGUUUUUCGUAUGCUGCUGCCGUCGGCUGCCUAGCUGCCUUGAGUGGAGUGCCUGUGCGGUCGGUGUUGGUGUACAGGGCAGGGCGAGGUGGGGGAUGGGAUGCGGGGGGCAUCUAUUUAUGUGUGUGCGGUCGAUUGCCCGCCAGCCACCCAGGAGUGUGCUUCGAUGGAUUUGUAGUCCGCCGAGCUUGUCUCUCGCGCUUCACCCAGGUCGGUCUGGCUGAUGUGUGGAGGGCAUGCACGUCGAGCUGCAAAUGCAUUGGAGCACUGAUAGCAUGGCGACGCGCGGUAGAUGGUGGAUGGAUGGAUCGGACAUUUGUGUGUGGGUGUGGAUGAGCGUCUGUCUGUCAACAUGCAGUGAAUUCGUC
Vitrella brassicaformis is the source of this 3241-nucleotide messenger RNA. Lineage: Eukaryota; Vitrellaceae. The record is from the annotation of a GenBank genome assembly.